Molecule: messenger RNA, 2172 nt
Organism: Venustampulla echinocandica
Lineage: Eukaryota; Fungi; Ascomycota; Leotiomycetes; Helotiales; Pleuroascaceae
Exons: 4
Coding region: 1-2172 (723 amino acids)
Source: RefSeq, a predicted model, not a curated record
AUGGCCUAUCUAUACAUCGCGCUCAAAUCAAGCGUGAACGUUGGAAGGAAAAGGGGCUCAGGGACCAGGCCGGCGCCACCCAGCAUACUAAGUCAAAAGGCUCGAGAUCCAGUUAUCAAAUCUGAAGCCUCGCAUGGUGAUCUAGUGAGCGUUGGGUCGAGUUUGGAUGAGCACGUAGCUGAUGAUCUACCAGCUGAUGAUCUUCCACCCUCCCCACUGCCGGAAGCGGUGGAGCGAGAACUUGGCCGCUUUGUCGCUUUCCAGCCCUCUUCCCUUAACAUUGACAAGUCUCCAUCCAUAGAUCCUGCUCAUCCCAAAGACGACAACACCAUUGUUCCACUGACAUCCAGUCCUCCCAGAGAAUCGAUCUCAAGAAUGACCGGUUUCACGCCCUUCAGGAUCCAUGGUCCAUCAAGACGCAACCCGGUGAACUCGCGCCCGAAUCCUCUUGAGACGUUGAGCCAGCCCAACUUGACCAACUCCUCAUCUUCGAACCUUUCCCAGCCAUCGAACAACAUGCACUCACCAUCCCCCCAAGGACAGUCAAGCCAGGGGAUGGCCAGUUCUGCCCCAUCACCCGAUGGUUACCCGUCGAGCGUCAACUUGCCUGACUAUAGCCCCUCAGCUUCGGGCCAAAUCUCGAUCAAUAUCCCGACUCCGGACGCAACAAGCAUGGCAUCAAGCUCUUCGAUGCACCCGGGACCGCCGAGCCAGGGCUCAGUGUAUCGGUCACACCUCGGCGUGCCCCAGUCAUCGGUCGACUUUCACAGUGCCUUUCAGAUGAAGUUUUCUAGACCACUAGGCUACCCUACUGCCGCUUCCUUCGGGGCAUCGGGAAACAACGACACGGCCAGACUACCUUCUUACCCUUAUUGGAACCCCGCGGAUCUUGCUCAAGCUUCUGCGAACCAGGCUGCUUCAUCGUUGAAUUCGGGCGUUGCCAUUAAUCCAGCCGCCGGCCUGGCCCAGCCGGCUGCCAUCACACCAGCAAACCUAUCCGCAGAGGCAGAAGAACAUCCUGGUUAUGGUGGAUUUCGUUUUCCUGAUGGGGACAUUCUGAUCGGCUGUCGCACCGGCUUCACCUGGCAAGCUUAUUGCUCAGAUUUGUCCAAGGCAUCGCCGGUUCUUGCAGGAAUCAUUGGCAGCACCAAGCCGCUGGUAGUGACUGGGAAGAACCCAGAUGUAGUCAAGACUGUCAAGUAUAACCUGGAAAUGGUCGCUCACCCAGAAGACGAUCAACUCCGAACUUUUAAAGUUGUUGAUUUCUCAAAGGCGAGAAUCCAGCUCGCAAACUUCGAAGGACAGGCUGGUAUUGAUCGCCAUAACCGGGAUAAGAUCUACGACAUGUUCUUCCGAAUUAUAACCCACCAGUCACCGAAAUUCAACACGGUAGUUGCCUUCACCCUUAUCAAGGAAGUAAAUGACGUUUUGCUGGUAGCAGAAAAUUUGAAGGCAGUCAGUGCCGUCAAAGAUGUUCUCGAAGCCCACCUUCUUCGUCUUGGUAGCCAGCUAUGGGUUUAUGUUUCGGAGGAUCCUGACGAGUGGGCUAGCCUCGGAGGACGCAUGGAAUCGCCAUUGAUCUUUCGCGAAGCCAUGAUUCAUGUCGUCGGCAAAAUCGACGCCAAGAUCCAUAUUGAUCGCGAUCAUUACGCCCGUGAUGACCUACACAAGCGCAUCCUGUUGCUGGCUGAGGAGAAAGUCAGAGAGCUCAAGGCCAGAAAGGUUGCCUGCGAGGGUGACCUCGUCGCUUUCACUCCCGCACGUUUGAUGCACCGGGAGGAAAAUGGUGUCGUCCCAGACCGUUCCGUUUACGCCAACGACAUUUACUUCUGGCAGGCCCAUUCCUUGAUCCGGCAGUAUAUCGCCUCAGCUUUUCAUAAGAACCUUCACCAUCGCGCCAAGGAUGGAGGCUACAAGUUGUAUCGGACCCUCUACAAGGGAGGCAAUGCCUACCUUGACAUAACAAAUCUACCCCAGUUCUUCGAAGUCUUCGCGAUGUCCAGCAAGGGCAAGCGGAUCCUGGGUGAUGCCGUGCUCUCCGUCAAGCACGACCUGAAGCCGCUCCUCGACGAUUUGAUGAAGGAUCGCCGACAGAAUGGCCAUGGCGAGGAGUUGGGAUAUCUCACUUGCACUGAGAUUACCGACGAGGAGUUGCCUUGGGCCGGUAUUUGA